Molecule: messenger RNA, 1527 nt
Organism: Ananas comosus (pineapple)
Lineage: Eukaryota; Viridiplantae; Streptophyta; Magnoliopsida; Poales; Bromeliaceae
Product: hydroxypyruvate reductase
Exons: 11
Coding region: 206-1240 (344 amino acids)
Molecular function (GO): NAD binding; phosphoglycerate dehydrogenase activity
Source: RefSeq, a predicted model, not a curated record
AUUAAAUAAAUAAUACGAUGAAAAUGGCCGCGGCCUCGCUCUUGAGCCUCGCUCUUCGCCGCUGCUCCCUUCGCCCUCGCCCCCUCCCACACCCUCUCCUCCUCUCUUUUCAAAGCUCGAAUUUUAGGUUUGAUUUACUUGUAGAAGGGGGUUGAGCAGGUUAAUUGCUCUGAUUCGAGCUCAAAAUUGUGCAGGCUACUCAAAGAUGGCUGAGGUAGCGGUAGAGAAUGGCAAUGAUUCCAUCACCCGAGUGCUAUUCUGUGGCUACUAUUUUCCUGCUUCUCAUAAUUACACGCGGGAAUAUUUGCAGAGUUAUCCGUUUAUUCAGGUUGACACAGUAGCUCUUGAUGAGGUUCCAGACGUUAUUCACAAGUACCAAAUUUGUGUGGUUAAAAGUCGGCGUCUAGAUUCUGAACUUAUCGCAAAAGCAGCACAGAUGAAGCUUAUCAUGCAGUUUGGUGUUGGGCUAGAAGGUGUUGAUGUAGAUGCUGCUACAAAGCACAAAAUCAAAGUCGCAAGGAUCCCUGGAAGUGCAACAGGAAAUUCCACUUCAUGUGCAGAAAUGGCAAUAUAUCUGAUGUUGGGUCUUCUGCGGAAGCAAAAGGAGUUGGAGAUCUCUGUGAAGCAGAGGAAAUUAGGGGAACCAACUGGAGAUACACUACUUGGGAAAACAGUAUUCAUUCUUGGAUUUGGAGCUAUUGGAUUUGACCUUGCCAAGAGAUUGAGACCGUUCGGAGUAAAGAUUCUUGCAACAAAAAGAAGAUGGUCCUCGGAUUCAUUACCGUCAAGUGAUUCAAGCUUCCCUAAUGAUGAUAUCGAUGGCCUUAUUGACAAGAAAGGUGGCCCGGGAAAUAUGUAUGAGUUUGCUGCGGAGGCUGAUAUAGUAGUUACCUGCUUGACCUUAUAUAAAGAGACAGCCGGAAUCGUGGAUGCGAAGUUUCUCUCUUCCAUGAAGAAGGGAUCACUUUUGGUAAAUAUUGCUCGAGGAGGGUUACUCGACUACGAAUCUGUCCUUCAUCACCUCGAAUCAGGUCACUUAGGUGGGUUGGGCAUUGACGUGGCUUGGACUGAGCCAUUCGAUCCCGAAGAUCCAAUUUUGAAGCUUCCAAAUGUUCUCAUCACCCCACAUGUCGCAGGGGUCACCGAGUAUUCCUACAGGACGAUGGCUAAGGUUGUAGGUGAUUGUGCUCUCCAACUUCACUCGGGGAAGCCGUUUACAGGAAUAGAAAUUGUGAACUAGCUCGUGGGAAGCUACGGAAAUUGAUCUUUGUUUGAUUUAAUUUGGUUAGUGCUAAUCAAUAAUUUCAAAAACUCAAGGUGUGUGUUAAUUGCACUUAAAAUGUAUCUCGCGGACGGCGGCUGCGAUUUUGACUCUGCCCAACUCGGCCUUUGCCAAGGUGGCCUAGUCAAUUCAACAAUCUCCUCUCCAGCACCUCCUGUGUGGAAAUCGAAAUCACUUUACUGUACUGGCUCUGAUACUACCUGUAGACUGAAAGUAGUACUAACUAAUAAUUUUAAAAGCUCGAA